Molecule: messenger RNA, 4478 nt
Organism: Callithrix jacchus (white-tufted-ear marmoset)
Lineage: Eukaryota; Metazoa; Chordata; Mammalia; Primates; Cebidae
Source: RefSeq, a predicted model, not a curated record
AUUCUGCCUCAGCCUCCUGAGUAACAAGUAAUAUUUCAAAUUCUAUAAUUCAUUCUGCCGAUAUGCGAUGGAAUCUGUUGUCACAGUUUUAGAGAAGACUGUGGCUCUGGUCCCUAGUCAAGCAUUAACUACAAGAGUGAAAUGAAAUGCAUGCAGAUUAGGAACACUGAACUCUUAAAUAUGGGCGAAGAGUUUAAGAACAGUCUCAGAAAACUAUAAAAUCUUUGAGAUUGCCUGCUGCGCAAGUCUUUCUACUCGGGGUUUCCUCUGAUUUGCCUCUGUCUGUCUUAUGCAUAACUGUCCUGACUAAAAGGUGAGACUUUUUUUUGAGACAGUCUCUCGCUGUGGCCUGCACCCGAGGGCAAGGGCACAAUCUCAGCUCACUGCAACCCCAGCCUCCCGAGUUCACGCGGGUCCCCUCCCUCGGCCUCCAAGGUAGCUGAGACUACAGGUAGGCACUAUUCACAUCUCCUUUAUGGCCAUUAUGCUAGAUACAGCCACUAGAGGGAGCUGCCGUCUUCCUACCCAGCCGCGCGCAGCGUCACACUCGGGCAAACGACGUCAUACAUAAAUCGUGAGUGGGCGUGGCCUGGUUGCCGGCAUAGCCCGGUGUUCUGCUGAGAUCUCUGGCUCGGCCGCCGCCAUUUUUGUUCACCGCUGAAGGGAAGGAAGUGUCUGCGAAAGAAACGGUCCCAAGCUCUACAGCGCAGGAAGGAGAGAAAGCAGCGACUGGUCUCGGUGGGCCAAGCGUCGGGAAAGAAGAGGAGAAGGACGAGGGCGGUGGCCAGAUGUCCAGCUCACUGCUCUCCAAGAAACGUCGCAUAUCUGGGCCUGGUUCAGAGUUGGAUUCUGACUGCUCCUCUGCCUACUCUGUGAUGUCUGAAGUGCCUUCGGGACCAACCCAGGAAGAUGUAUCUCUGGACACUGACAGAUGAGGAGGGAAUGUCCAAAAACAACACUGAAAUACACAUAGAUGAAGAUCUUUACUCCCGCCAGCUGUAAGUGGGGCCAUGGCUGGGGGUGAGAGGUGGGAAGAGACACAGAGAAGAUAGGGUUGGAUGAGCCUAUCCUGACCAGAGGCCUCCAUAACCUGCCAGCUAUGUGCUGGGUCAUGAGGCGAUGAAGUAUCUCCAGACAUCCAGUGUGCUGGUUUCAGGCCUGCAGGGGUUAGGUGUGGAGAUCGCCAAGAACAUCAUCCUCGGUGGGGUCAAGGCUAUCACUUUACAUGACCAGGGCACUGCCCAGUGGGCUGACCUCUCCUCCCAGUUCUACCUGCGAGAGGAGGACAUUGGUAAAAACCGAGCUGAAGUUUCACAGUCGCACCUUGCAGAACUCAAUGGCUAUGUGCGUGUCUGCACCUACACAGGACCCUUGGUUGAGGACUUUCUUAGUGGUUUCCAGGUGGUGGUCCUUACCAACACUCCCUUGGAGAGCCAGCUGCAAGUGGGUGAGUUUUGUCAUAGCUGUGGAAUCAAGCUGGUGGUGGCAGACACCAGGGGCCUCUUUGGGCAGCUCUUCUGUGACUUUGGAAAAGACAUGAUUCUCAGAGAUUCCAAUGGGGAGCAGCCACUUAGUGCUAUGGUUUCUAUGAUCACCAAGGACAGCCCUGGUGUGGUCACCUGCCUGGAUGAGGCCCGGCAUGGGUUUGAGAGUGGCGACUUUGUCUCCUUCAGAGAAGUCCAGGGCAUGUGUGAACUCAAUGACAUCCACCCCACAGAGAUAAAGGUCCUAGGUCCUUACACCUUUAGUAUCUGUGAUACCUCCAGCUUCUCUGACUACAUUGGCGGAGGCGUCCUCAGUCAGGUCAAAGUAUCUAAGAAGAUUAGUUUUAAAUCCAUGCUUGCCUCACUGGCAGAGCCAGACUUUGUGAUAACAGACUGUGCUAAGUAUUCUCGCCCUGCUCAUCUACAUAUUGGCUUCCAGGCACUGCAUCAGUUCUGUACUCAACAUAGCAGGCCACCUCAUCCCCACAACGAGGAGGAUGCAACAGAACUAGUGACUCUAGCACAGGCCAUGAAUGCUCGAGCCUUGCCAUCAGUGAGUCAAGGCAACCUGGAUGUGGACCUCAUCCGGAAGCUGGCACAUGUGGCUGCUGGGGAUCUGGCACCUAUAAAUGCCUUCAUUGGAGGCCUGGCUGCCCAGGAGGUUAUGAAGGCGUGCUCUGGAAAGUUUAUGCCAAUCAUGCAGUGGCUGUACUUUGAUGCCCUUGAGUGUCUCCCUGAGGAUAAAGCGGACUUGAUGGAAGACAGAUGCCUCCCACACCAGAAUCGUUAUGAUGGACAGGUGGCUGUGUUUGGCUCAGACCUGCAAGAGAAGCUGGCCAAACAGAAGUACUUCGUGGUGAAUACCCCUUGCCUCCUUCCUCAGAUAAUGAAAGGUUCAAUGGCCCUGGGAGUUGAAUGGGUGGCCGUGGGCCCUCUUGUCUUCUCUUGCUAUAUUCAGGGAGAGAGUGGAGUGGUGGGUGACUCUGCAUUGUCCUUUGUCACCCUGAUAAGGUUUCUCUUGUUUGCUAUCUUUCAAGUGGGUGCUGGGGCCAUUGGCUGUGAGCUUCUCAAGAAUUUUGCCAUGAUUGGGCUAGGCUGUGUGGAGGGUGGCAGAAUAACUGUUACAGACAUGGACACCAUCGAGAAAUCCAAUCUGAACAGACAGUUUCUCUUCCGACCCUGGGAUGUCUCGAAAUUCGAGUCUGACACAGCUGCUGCAGCUGUGCAUCAGAUAAAUCCACACAUCAGGGUGAUGAGCCAGCAGAAUCGUGUGGGCCCUGAAACAGAGUGUAUCUACAAUGAUGACUUCUUCCAAAACCUGGAUGCUGUGGCCAAUGCUCUGGACAAUGUGGAUGCCCGACUGUACAUGGACAGCUGCUGUGUCUAUUACCGAAAGCCACUACUGGAGUCUGGAACACUGGGCACCAAGGGCAGUGUGCAGGUGGUCAUUCCCUUCUUGACAGAGUCUUACAGCUCCAGCCAGGACCCCCCUGAGAAAUCUAUCCCCAUCUGUACACUAAAGAACUUCCCCAGUGCUAUCGAGCAUACCUGCAGGUAAGCAGCCUUAGAGUGGGCUUGGGAUGAGUUUGAAGGCCUCUUCAAGCAGUCUGCAGAAAAUGUCAACCAGUACCUCACAAACCCCAAGUUUAUGGAGCAGACACUGCGGUUGGCAGGCAACCAACCCUUGGAGUUGCUGGAGAAUGUGCAUUGCAGCCUGGUGCUGCAGAGACCAGAGACUUGGGCUGAUUGUGUGACCUGGGCCUACCACCAGUGGCACACCCAGUAUUCACACAACAUCCAGCAGCUGCUGCAUAACUUUCCUCCUGACCAGAUAUAGCAUGCUUCCAGUCUUACAAGCUCUGGAGCCCCAUUUUGGUCUGGGCCCAAACGCCGUCCUCACCCACUCAUCUUUCAUGUCAGCAAUCCCCUGCACCUGGACUAUGUGAUGGCUGCUGCCAACCUGUUUGCCAAGACCUAUGGACUGAUAGGCUCUCAGGACCGAGCUGCUGUGGUUACAUUGCUACAGUCUGUGCACGUCCCCACAUUCAUUCCCAAGUCUGGUGUCCAGAUCCACGUUUCUGACCAGGAGCUGCAGAGCACCAGUGCCUCUGUUGAUGACAGCCGCUUAGAGGAGCUCAAGGCCACACUUCCUAGUCCAGAGAAGCUUGCUGGGUUCAAGAUGUACCCCACUGAUUUUGAGAAGGAUGAUGACAGCAACUUCCAUAUGGAUUUUAUUAUGGCAGCGUCUAACCUUCGGGCAGAGGACUAUGAUAUUCCCCCUGCGGACCGGCAUAAGAGCAAGCUGAUUGCAGGAAAAAUCAUUCUAGCUAUUGCAACAACCACAGCAGCUAUUGUUGGCCUUGUGUGCCUGGAGCUAUACAAGGUGGUACAGGGACACCGAAAGCUUCAUUCCUAUAAGAACAGCUUCAUCAACUUGGCCCUGCCCUUCUUCAGCUUCUCUGAACCCCUUUCCCCACCCUGUCAUCAAUACUAUAACAAAGAGUGGACACUGUGGGAUCGUUUUGAUGUACACAGCAUACAACCUAUUGGUAAAGAGAUGACUCUCAAGCAGUUCCUAGCCUUCUUUAGGAUGGAGCACAAAUUGGAAAUUACCAUGCUUUCACAGGGUGUAUCAAUGCUGUAUUCUGUCUUCAUGCCAGCUACCAAGCUUAAGGAACGAUUGGAUCAGCUGAUUACAGAGAUUGUGAGCCGUGUGUCAAAGCAAAAACUGGGUCACCAUGUGCGGACUCUGGUGCUUGAGCUGUGCUGCAAUGAUGAGAGUGGUGAGGACAUUGAGGUCCCAUACGUACGAUACAUUACCUGCUGAUUCCUGGCAAUCCCUUUACCCCAGCCCAGAUUCCUGCUAGUUGCAACAGAAGCUGAGACCAACUAGGCAUAAAUGUCUUAUUUUCUUCUGAGAAUGUUUUUUGCUGCUGCUCUCUACUGUUUAUCAUUGGAAUUCAUAAUAAAGCAUUACUAAGCAUGGCACGUUAA